This is a messenger RNA of Symsagittifera roscoffensis, 2915 nucleotides long. RefSeq lists its product as uncharacterized. Bases 258 to 2555 code for a protein of 765 amino acids. The record is from RefSeq and is a predicted model, not a curated record. The transcript is spliced from 16 exons. Lineage: Eukaryota; Metazoa; Xenacoelomorpha; Acoela; Convolutidae.
CAUAUUUUUGGUUACUGUCGGAAAUCAGCAAAACGAAUCAUUCAUUUCUGGAGGCAAUUGCUUUGUCUCAGAUUUGCUCUGAGAUGUUAAAUUUGUCAAAAUUACUUUUAAAAGUAAGUAACAAAUCCGGCUAACAAUCAGCCAGAAAAUUACGCUUGUAGGUCAAACAUUAUCAAUCCUUCAAUUUCGUUGUCGUGUACGGAUGACAUAAAGCUGAACCUUUUCCUUUUUUGAUUGUUAAUUUUUUGCAGAUUAGAAUGGAAAGUAGAGAUGCCGAUAAUUUUGUUGAACUAUCAAAUGGGACAAACACUUCCGCGCUUCAACAGGAUCUUGAAGAUCACCAAUCCAUUGAAUCAAUCAAGGAAAAAGAUUCGAAUAGUUCUAAUUCAAACACUUGCGAACUCGUUGAUAUAGCUGAGCUGAAUGUUCUAAAUGAACUGAAAGCUAGUGACAGUAGCAAACUUCAGAAUACGGACUCUGUUAAUGUCGUAACUUCUCCUGUAUCGACGAAAUCAAAUGAAUUUAAAGACAAUGUCGAAAAUGAUGUGGUACCCGAUCUACUGAUGGAAUGCGAAGUGGAGGAAUUAAAUGCACCUGACGAGACUACUCCUGAAGCCGUCACUUGCAAUAGUAGCAUCAACAGUGUGAAUAUAAUAGAAGCGACCACGGAAAUAAUAGAAACAGCGAGUAGUGGAUGUGCACACAAGACGCCAAUGACAGACCACGAGUAUGGCAAGAGUAGCACAUCCACGUCCAGCCACUCCAAUUCAAAAGAUGGCCCAGAAUCUUCAUCAAAGACAGUUGGACCUUUAGUCGCAGCGGAUAACACUCAAUCACCAGACAGGGAAAAUAACAGAAGAAAGAUGAUUGUGUUUGUUCACAUUGCACCUGAUGGCGAAUCUUCAGUUACCAAAAACAAAAAGUAUGUCUGUGGACUAUGCUCAUUCUGCAAGCGGGAGCGAUGCAGCAGUUGCUUCAGCUGCAAACAGUCUAGCCUUGGGAGGGACUCGGAAGUGUGGAAUCUCAUCAGAAUGAAGGUGGACGACUUCAACAAGUGUGAAAUCACAUGCGAACAAAUACAGAACUGUCAGGCAUACAAGUCUCUCAUAGCACCAUAUCUCUAUAUCAAAUACGACGUAGGGGAACAGCCAUCGCCCAUGGGAGAGGAGGUGAAACCGAACAGGAUAAGUGAAGUGGAAGCUCUGUGUUAUCCACUGCCUAUACACAGCUGUGUUAGUGACAGAGUGUGUGCUAUUCUCAGAAUCGAUGACGUGAUGAAGGCUCUAAAAGAAGAACAGAACAGCAAGAUGAAUAACAAGAUCAAAAGACUCUCAGCUGUUGCGAAGCCACAAGUGAAAACGGACGACAAGGUAGUAGUGACUCCUUUAGCGCAACCAUCCAACAGAGAAGCUGUGACGGAAUCGAAAGAAAGACAGAGGAGGAGGGUGAGGGCGGUUUCUAGCAGCACCAGUAGCAGUUCAGACACAGAGUUCAGCCCCAAUCACUAUGCACAGCGAACAAUCAAUGCCAAAGAAAGGACUCGUUGGUCACAGCGAAAAAGAGAAACUAAACGCUCGUCGUCUUAUAAAGCAGCUCUUCAGAAAACAUAUUCAUCAGAGGAAGAGUCCUCGGACAUAGGGGAGAAAGAACAGGAGAAAGAGAAAGAGAAGGAAGAGGAUGACGAUGGGAAAGGAGACGAGGGAGAUGACGAGACUUCUUCUGAUGGAUACGAGAACAUUCUAGAAGCUUCCAUGGAAGACCUCAAAUUGAUGCAAGAGACCGAAAUUGGCGAGGCCAUACGACUAGGAACACUCAAGUCCAGGACAAGGCUUCGACCAGAAAUGUUCUCCCAAACAUUCCAGAUGAAGGUUGGCAGAUUCCUGGCAGAAGGGGGGAGUCUGAAGCCCCUCUCGGACAGACUGGAUCUGAGUCUGGACACUCUUCGACUCUGGAGGAGACAGCACGAACACAAUCGCAUUGCAGAAAGAGAACGCAAAAUCAAGAAGCGGAAGCUGAAGACUCAAAGACGAAAAAAAUCGCAAAGAGAGAAGGAGUUUCGGGAAAAGGGAGGAAACAGUUCUGAAGUCAGUUCCGUGACGAGAGAAAUUUUGGAACAAGUGAAGCAGAUAUCAGCAGAUGCGGAACACGUGGCAUCUCCCAGAGUUGCACUAACCGAAAUUCCGAGGCUACCUAAUCCUAGGGAACCAUUUGUUGCCAAGAAGAAACUUGUUCACACUGUUACUUCAACUGGACAGCACAAGAUUGUUUCCUCCGAUACUCUCAGACCAAUCGCCCCGUCGAAGUGUGACCAAGACUCUAAACCCAAAUCGGAAGCGAGUUUGAUAGAGAAUAUCCACAUCUACGAUAAAGGGGCCUCCGAUGUCUCCGAAGAAGAAAGCGACUUCGACGAUGACGUAAUCCCGAAGCCUGUGAUGCAGGACUCGCUGCCCUUCCUGUGCAAUGACUGCCGAGAGAUAUUCAGGGAUUCAAUCCUCCUUCAGAGUCAUCUCUACAAGUGUCCCAAGAGACUCAAACCCAUCAUGGGCUUCUCAUGAACGACAAACUUAUCUAAACUUAUCCAUGUCUAUUUUUUCUUUCCUCGUCUGACUAAUUUCACGAAAAAAUACUGCUAAGUGGCCAUAGUGGCCGUUGAAAUUUUAGUGGCCAAUAAUCAAUAACACAUUUUACUCGUCCUUUGCAAUUAGCCAUGAUUGCUCGUAGAAGGAAUGGGAAAGAAAAAUAACCUCAUUUUUGUUUGUACGUCCUGUGGUGCAAAAAUUUCUGUUUUUGUUGAGAUGUUGCGUAAAAUUGGCGUAAAAGUUAUUUAAUUGAGUUGAUUUGUAUAAAAUGUUCCGUAUUUUGUUCUACAACAUUUUCAGUGGACCAGGAAUUUCAAUUCACAGUUGCCCUUUUGA